Condylura cristata (star-nosed mole) is the source of this 3721-nucleotide messenger RNA. It is a transcript of the gene EIF1AX, whose product is annotated as eukaryotic translation initiation factor 1A, X-linked. Gene Ontology annotation, cellular component: cytoplasm. The record is from RefSeq and is a predicted model, not a curated record. Gene Ontology annotation, molecular function: RNA binding; translation initiation factor activity. The transcript is spliced from 7 exons. Lineage: Eukaryota; Metazoa; Chordata; Mammalia; Eulipotyphla; Talpidae. Gene Ontology annotation, biological process: translational initiation. Bases 213 to 647 code for a protein of 144 amino acids.
UUGCUGUGACCGAGCGUGGGCGCAGGCGGAUCUCGGAAGAACUCGCUAGCGAGACUCUCCCGCGCACGCGACCUGCCUCCCGCUCCUGCUUGUCCGGUGCGGACCCACGCUUCACUUGUCGUGCCCUUUGGAGGAGCCGCCGCCGCCGCCGCCGCCGCCGCCGCCGCCGCCGCCAUAGAGGUCGGACACGCCGCGAGGCCGCCGUCACCGCCAUGCCGAAGAAUAAAGGUAAAGGAGGUAAAAACAGACGCAGAGGUAAGAAUGAGAAUGAGUCUGAAAAAAGAGAGUUGGUGUUCAAAGAAGAUGGGCAAGAGUAUGCUCAAGUCAUCAAAAUGUUGGGAAAUGGACGAUUAGAAGCGAUGUGCUUUGAUGGUGUAAAGAGGUUAUGUCAUAUCAGGGGAAAAUUGAGAAAAAAGGUUUGGAUAAAUACUUCAGACAUUAUAUUGGUUGGUCUCCGAGACUACCAGGAUAAUAAAGCUGAUGUAAUUUUAAAAUACAAUGCAGAUGAAGCUAGAAGUCUGAAGGCAUAUGGAGAGCUUCCAGAGCAUGCAAAAAUCAAUGAAACUGAUACAUUUGGUCCUGGAGAUGAUGAUGAAAUCCAAUUUGAUGACAUUGGAGAUGAUGAUGAAGACAUUGAUGAUAUCUAAAUUGAACUCAACAAUUUACAUUCCAGUUUUUCUGAGGAUUGAUCAACUUGGAUUUUGACUGUGACCCGUUAAAGAAGAUUAAAAUUUCAUUAGUAUAAUUUGUUAAAGCAGACUGAUUUAUUUCUAAGGUAUUUGUGUUUCUUUAAAAAUCAGUAAUGCUGAAAAUUCUUUUAAAUGUUAAACCCAUCUUGUUUUGAUGUAAUGGAGCUUAUGGGUAGUAAACCACAUCUGUUAUUUUAAAGAAGGAGGAAAUAAUGCAUUACUGCCUUUCCUGCCUUGAUCACUUCUAGCAAGUGGAUGUUUUGAAUAAACCAUUUGUCCUACACUCAUGAAUUAUGAUUAAGACCUAGUUUUGCAAUAACCUAUUGACUAUACAGUAACUCCUAUAUUCCAUUUAUCUAGCUAUUCCCUUGAGAUCAUGAUACAGUUUAGGGGGGAGCAGAAGUCUGCAAUUGAAGUAAGAAAUGAUUAGGUCUGAGUUUCGUAUUUAAGAAGCAUGUGGCUAUUUUUUAUACUAAUUUUGAUAACAUGUACAUUUUUUUCAUGAUCUUAUUUUGCCACUCUAAACAUGAAACAGAAAACAUUUCCAAAAGGCAGUUUUUAGAGCCUGCGUUUUAAGAGCAUUGUUGAAUUUGUAAAGUUAGUAGUUACAAAUAUUGCACACUAGGUGGCUCCCUGUUGACAUUGGAAAUAAUAGUUGGCUUUUUUUUUUUUUUUUUUUUUUUUUGGUUUUUACAGUGCAUAGGAAAUUUCCCUAACAGGAAAAGAUUGUUUUGAUCAUGUGCAUGUGCGUAUUUUUCCAGAACAAAAAAAUUAUGUUAAGUCAUGUACAUGUAAGCUACAUUUGAGUGCUUUGUAAACUUUUAAAUUAUGUAUAAAUGAAAGUUAAAGUUCAUGACAACCUGUAGAAAAAUAAACUUUUUUCAAACUGUCCCUCAGUUGGGCAAAGAAGAAGUGAAUAACUUAAUAAGAUGGUCUCCAAAUGAGAUGGACAAGCUACAGCUAAGAAAUACAAUAAAGACAUUGUCGUGCUGCAGAGUAUAUUACACUCUUAUUUUGUGUGCCAGGAUGUAUUUUAUUGUGUGUACAAAUUUUUUGCUUAUAUUUUACUGGGAAUUUAGAGAUUUACCCUUUUUAAUAGCAAAUGAUAUUAAGGGCUGGGCUAGUUAGACCUCACUGGCCACUUGAAAUUGCAUGCAACUCUUAAGAGAAGAGAUUCAUUAUGUAGCAUGUAAAACAUUUACUCCACUGUUCUCCAGAGAACUUUCUAGUGACUAAUACAAAAGGCAAUGCACCUUGUUUCAAAAAACAAGCAAAUGAUUUCAAUUUCAUGCUUAGAAUAUCUUCACUCAGUGUGCAAACUCUUAAAUCAAAAUCUGAGGUACUGUAGAAAAUUAUUACAUUAAAGGAUGGAUACUAAGAAUACACAGUUGGGGUUUUCAUGUUCCUUACUCUGUGGAGUUCCUUACCACUGAUUUAGGUGGGAGUGUUUGAGACCGUGUUGUUUGGCCGACGUUAGCUCUGUAUCUGUGAUAGUUCAUGGUAGGGGCGGUGCGACUCAAGCAUGAGUUUUCCUACUUGCCUCCUCUAACAAAGUUUAGCUACAGGAUUCUUUGAAGUUGAAAAGUACAACUAUGACUCCAAACGUGUUUGCUAAUGAUAAUUUUUCCUAUUGCCUAUGUAGUAACAGCCUGGCCUAGUGCUGUUGUAUUCUGGAAAAUCUCAAAUCAUAAUGAUUCAAAUGGUUGGGGUACAUUUGUAGCUUGUAUGCAACACUACUUGGAGGAGUUAUUUUACUAACUUGUUUUAAUAAUGGAGAGUGAAUAGUUUUCAUUGAUGUGAUUAUAUUUCAAAUGAGGAACUUGAAAUGUUUGGCUUUGGGGGACUUUUUGGUUAUACUCUUGAUUUCUAUAAUACAGUGCUAUAAGGUAUGUUCUGAAAGAAAAGAAAAUGUUUGAAAUCCAAAAAUAAUGUUCUUUGUACUAAUAGGGUAUAGAAGUUAUUUCUAGUGGAUUUGAUAAGGCUGUACUAUUCUACUUCUGUUGAGAGUAUAAAUAUGUUGUUACUAAGUGGCUGGAAAUCCAAACCAAGCUUUUCUGUAAAAAGACUUGCUUAAGAUUUGAUUGACUGUUGAGCGAACCUUGAGUAUCCAGCCUGUAAAGCGACCACCCCUAAGGGAGUCUGUAAACUGCAUGAUGAAAUUUCUGUACUAAGGUGUGGCCAUUGCUUUACUCACCACAUCUGUGGAGUUGUGACAAGUGUAGUUGCUUAUACAACUUGUGACUUGUAGUUUAACUUAAUCUCAUCUAUCUUGUGUAAAUAUUAAAUUAUGGGAUAUUGAAUAACAAAUAGAUAUAAACUGCUGUCAGCAAUUGAGUCAUUAAAUAGGUUUUUUUUUUUAAAGGCAUGUUUUAGUUACAGUACCUAGCUGGAUUUUAUUAUGUACAUAAUAAACAACAACCAGUAUUAACUGUGACUUGACAUUUAAAGUAUCAGAAUGAAAUUGAGGCUCUUUGUUACCUAUCUGUCACAAAGAGUUAAACAAAAUUGUAUUGCUAUGGAAUGUUAGCUCUUUAUCCUGCAUAGUAAGGAACAGUUUCAUUGAUACUGUUUGGACUUCCAUGAACUUUUACACACCACUCUAUUUUCUCUAGCCUCUCAGGUACAGAGCAAGCUGAGGAAUUUGGAGUGUGUAUUGGACUGUGUCCUCUUACCCCAGCUAGCUGCCAGGUACUUGGGAGGCAGUGGGAUGGAGUCUUAAAAAAUGGGUCAUGGGGCCCCAUCCCCAACUUGUGCCAUUUACUUGCAGGUCAUGGGCACCUUCUCCAACUUGUCUGAGCUUCAGGCUCCUCACCUGUAAGCUCACGAUGAUAAGAAAAGAACCUGCUGAAUUUUUGAGGGGAUUCAUAUCUUAUGUGUUGAUACGUCUGAUGCUCUCAGGGCAGCGCCCGCUGCUUUUCGUUGGUCUCCAAGCCUGUCACAUGGAAUGUAUGUGUCUGUCAUAUUCUCUGUUUACCAUUUCUUUUACAUGCCUUCUUUGGUUUCUAUAAUAAAGGAAACAUGUGGAAUACAUA